Molecule: messenger RNA, 489 nt
Organism: Penicillium soppii
Lineage: Eukaryota; Fungi; Ascomycota; Eurotiomycetes; Eurotiales; Aspergillaceae
Product: DUF3602 domain-containing protein
Exons: 1
Coding region: 1-489 (162 amino acids)
Source: RefSeq, a predicted model, not a curated record
AUGCCUUCAUCAAAUUACCGCGUCGUUGAGCCUCAUCCUUCGGUACCCCAUGCGGGUCGCCCUGCGGUUUACACUGGCCGUGGAGGAUGCGGAAACGUCGUCAGCUUGAAGAACACCAAGAUCUCCGAUUCGCGCACCGCGACUGGUCCUGCUUCUUUGACUCGCCUCGACUCCCGUGCACCAACAACCUUCAUUUCCGGCCGUGGUGGAGCCGGCAACGUCCACAGCAGCAGUGAGCGCGCCAUCUUCAGCUUCGACGAAGAGCUCGAGCGUGAUCUGCGCCGUGCUGCCCCCGUCUACCACGUCGGCCGAGGCGGUGCCGGAAACACAGCCUUCCGUGACGACUCCAGCAGCUCCAGUCUGAGUCGCAAGUACUCUGCCGCCAGCACGGCCACCAAUUCCAGCACUGGUUCCGUCGCUGACCGUGCUCGCGACAUGGCCCGCCGUGGUCUCGAGAAGGGCUGGGGCAAGCUCAAGGGUACUGCCUAA